Messenger RNA from Drosophila subobscura, 1396 nucleotides. RefSeq names its product serine protease HTRA2, mitochondrial (gene HtrA2). Gene Ontology annotation, molecular function: protein binding; serine-type endopeptidase activity. Bases 79 to 1350 code for a protein of 423 amino acids. NCBI's taxonomy places the organism in Eukaryota, Metazoa, Arthropoda, Insecta, Diptera, Drosophilidae. The transcript has 2 exons. The record is from RefSeq and is a predicted model, not a curated record. Gene Ontology annotation, biological process: programmed cell death; proteolysis; positive regulation of apoptotic process.
CAGCUGUCAAUCGGAUUGAAAAAUUGAAUAACAAACAAUUUGAAAACGGAUAGACAAGGAUAGAGAGCACUGAAAUAAAUGUCGCUGCGAAGUAUCAACAAUUUGGAAAUGUUCCUAAGACGCUGCACGGCGCCCACGUUACGGCGCUGCUAUGCGGCCAGCGUCAGCAGCACAACAGCGCACACUGCCGGCGGCAGCGACAGCAACAAAGGCAGCAGCGGCGACAGCAGCAACAACAAAGAGAAGAACAAAUCCGGCUGGCGCAGUGUGCUGCGCUUCUGUGUGCCCUUCUCCCUGGGCGCCCUGGUCAGUGCCGUGCUGAUACUGCCAGACGAUACUGCCACGCCCACAGUCGCCGCCCGUUCGCUGACCGGCCGCCGCAAGGAAUUCAAUUUCAUCGCUGACGUGGUGGCCGGCUGCGGGGACUCGGUGGUGUACAUUGAGAUCAAGGACACGCGCCACUUCGACUACUUCAGCGGCCAGCCCAUAACGGCGUCGAAUGGCUCGGGCUUCGUGAUCGAACAGAACGGACUGAUACUGACCAAUGCCCAUGUGGUGAUCAACAAGCCGCACACCAUGGUGCAGGUGCGACUGUCGGACGGGCGCACCUUUCCCGCCACCAUCGAGGACGUGGAUCAGACCUCCGAUCUGGCAACGCUGCGCAUCCAGGUCAGCGGCCUGCCCGUGAUGAAGCUCGGCAAGAGCAGCACCCUGCGCUCCGGCGAGUGGGUGGUGGCGCUGGGCAGCCCCUUGGCGCUGAGCAACACGGUGACCGCGGGCGUCAUCAGUGCCACGCAGCGUGCCUCCCAGGAGCUGGGCCUGCGCAAUCGUGACAUCAAUUACCUGCAAACGGACGCGGCCAUCACCUUUGGCAACUCGGGCGGGCCGCUGGUGAACCUCGAUGGCGAGGCCAUUGGCGUCAACUCCAUGAAGGUCACCGCUGGCAUCAGCUUUGCCAUACCCAUCGACUAUGUGAAGGUGUUCCUGGAGCGUGCCGCCGAGCGCCGCAAGAAGGGCUCCGCCUACAAGACGGGCUAUCCGGUGAAGCGGUACAUGGGCAUCACCAUGCUCACCCUCACGCCGGACAUACUCUUCGAGCUGAAGUCGCGCAGCCAGAAUAUGCCCGCAAAUCUCAGCCACGGCGUGCUCGUGUGGAAGGUCAUUGUGGGCUCCCCGGCGCACAGUGGCGGCUUGCAACCAGGCGACAUUGUUACACACAUUAACAAGAAGGAGAUCAAGAACUCCUCGGACGUGUACGAUGCGCUGGCCGAGGGCCACAAAGUGCUGGAAAUUGUCAUCCUUAGAGGCGUGAAGCAAAUGCAAGUGAAAAUUACACCAGAGGAUCCAUAGGUGUAGGCUGCGCUCUUCCACUUCCACCUGCCGCUGCUCCUAUUAG